AUGGCCGAACACAACCCAGACACCCCGAAAGAUAUUAGGGCACUUUCGCCGGAGCAGGAGAUGAAGCGAGCACGCUUCCUUGUGUGUCGUCUGGACCAUUACGAUCUACAUUACAGGUUGCAAGUAUCAAGAAGUGACAAUGCACAUUGGAUAGAUGAUUCCGAAAAACGUGCCCUGACUGAAGAACAUGCUCGCCGUCAAGUGACCAUAGAAGGAUUUGGAUACGACCGUCCGGAACCAGCCCCCUAUGACCAAAAGAAGCGAGAGGCGGAUCAAAUGAUUGAACGAAUGUCUAGCCGAUGGUUAUAG
Molecule: messenger RNA, 309 nt
Organism: Penicillium verrucosum
Lineage: Eukaryota; Fungi; Ascomycota; Eurotiomycetes; Eurotiales; Aspergillaceae
Exons: 2
Coding region: 1-309 (102 amino acids)
Source: RefSeq, a predicted model, not a curated record